Molecule: messenger RNA, 342 nt
Organism: Musa acuminata AAA Group (dessert banana)
Lineage: Eukaryota; Viridiplantae; Streptophyta; Magnoliopsida; Zingiberales; Musaceae
Exons: 1
Coding region: 1-342 (113 amino acids)
Biological process (GO): mitochondrial respiratory chain complex II assembly
Cellular component (GO): mitochondrion
Source: RefSeq, a predicted model, not a curated record
AUGGCGAACAAACUCCACCGCUUGUUGACCAUCCCAUGGAAGCGUGAGAUCGCGCAGCCGGGAUUAAGGCUAGGGUUGAUGUUUCCGGGCGCGAGGUCCCUUGCGUCUUCCGUUCCGGCGCCGGAAGAGGCAGCUCGAUUCGCUCCCUCUCCUACCCCGUCCAAGCCGGAAGUGGAGGAGGAAGACGCGGCCUCGACGAAAGGGGAAGAAGGCACCACGGUCGACGAAGAGGACGAUGGCGUCCAGGUGAACAAGCUCACCGGCGAGGUCGGCGGGCCGAAGGGCCCCGAGCCUACGCGGUACGGCGAUUGGGAGCGCGGAGGCCGUUGCUCAGACUUCUAG